This is a messenger RNA of Tarenaya hassleriana, 1112 nucleotides long. RefSeq names its product putative methylesterase 13, chloroplastic. Lineage: Eukaryota; Viridiplantae; Streptophyta; Magnoliopsida; Brassicales; Cleomaceae. The transcript has 5 exons. The annotation marks the transcript as partial. The record is from RefSeq and is a predicted model, not a curated record. Gene Ontology annotation, molecular function: methyl indole-3-acetate esterase activity; methyl jasmonate esterase activity.
GUCGGAGGAUUUGUCCGAAGCUCGAGCUCUCGGCAGAGAUCCAGCACUGACCCUCUCAUCAAACCGAAUCAGCUCGUAGAAAAGGAGGUGAAGGUGGAGGGAGGGGAAACGAAGAGGUUCGUGCUGGUGCAUGGAGGAGGGUUCGGGGCUUGGUGUUGGUACAAAACCAUCACUCUGUUGGAGAACCAUGGCUUCCACGUGGACGCCGUCGACUUGACCGGCUCUGGCGUCAGCUCCUUCGACCCCAACUCCAUCUCCUCCCUCUCCCAAUACGCCAAGCCUCUCAUCCUCUUCUUCGAAACCCUCAAGCCCGGAGAGAAGGUGAUAUUGGUGGGACAUGAUUUUGGAGGGGCAUGCAUUUCUUAUGUCAUGGAGAUGUUCCCUUGCAAGAUCUCCAAGGCUGUCUUCAUCUCCGGUGCCAUGUUGUCCAAUGGUCAAAGCACUCUUGAUCUCUUCACCCACCAGGGUUCAAAUGAUCUCAUGCAACAAGCCCAAAUCUUUCUGUAUGCAAACGGAAAGAAGAACCCUCCAACUGCUGUCGAUUUCGACAGAUCUCUUCUGAGAGAUUUCCUCUUUAAUCAGAGCCCUCAAAAGGACAUUGCAUUGGCUUCGGUUUCAAUUAGACCAAUCCCAUUUGCACCGGUUUUGGAAAAGCUUCACUACUCGGAGAAGAAUUACGGUUCGGUUCGCCGGUUCUACAUCAAAACCAUGGAUGAUUAUGCCGUACCGGUCUCUCUCCAAGAUUCUAUGAUCAAAUCGAACCCUCCAGAACAAAUUUUUCAGCUCAAGGGAUCCGAUCACGCCCCCUUCUUCUCUCGGCCUCAGUCAUUGAACCGAAUUCUCGUCGAGAUUUCUCAAUUGCCGCCCAAGAAAUCCCCAUGAUUCCGUGAACCAAUUUUCGUAAACCGGUUCUAACCAAACCGAACCGGACGUUGGAUUAUAUAUCCAUUAUCCACCAAAAAGAGUAGAGAUUGCCACGAAAGAGACGCGGAAACACAAACCUUUUUUUGGGGGGCACAUUUGUUAUUUGGUUGUUCUUGUUUUUGCUAUUUACAAUUUAUUUAUUAUAAUUUGUGUUCUUAUUGUACACUUGGAUUAUCAUUGAUUAAAUU